AUGGGGGGAGCGUGGGAACGGAUGGUUCGAACAGUGAAGACGGCGCUGAAAGCCAUGCUGGCAGAGCAAGUGCCCAAAGACGAGCUUCUAUGCACCGCUCUUCAUGAAGCAGAAGCACUGGUGAACAGCAGACCGCUUACCCACGCGUCCAGCGAACCUCACGCUCCCGAAUCAUUAACGCCGUUUCAUUUUCUCAUCGGUUCAUCGUCACCGUACCAUCCCAUAAAGACUGAUGCCGGGGACCUGCUCAGUGGGAGUGAUUGGAGGAAGUCUCAACGCCUUGCUGAACUAUUUUGGCAGCGUUGGGUCAAAGAGUACCUUCCUCUAAUCGCUCCUAGGAGGUCGCCCAAAGGUUCUUCGUCGCAGAAUUUCAGAAUUGGUGACCUCAUCCUUAUCGCGGACGGUAAUCUCCCGCGGGGAACAUGGCCUCGAGGCAGAAUAUCUGCGGUCCACCCCGGCAAGGACGGAAUAAUAAUCCGCGUCACAGAGGUCACCACUCUCGGCGGAAUUCUGCGGCGACCAGUCACCAAGCUGGUCAAAUUACCAUCAAGUCCCCCCCUGACUAAAUCGGCUCUGCCAGGGGGGUGGAGGAUGUUGCUGGCAGUUUGCCUCUCAGCGGACGCUGCAGUGAUGUGCCUGCGACGAUUUGUCGCUCGAAGAGGCACCCCGUGCAAGAUAUUGUCAGAUAACGGGACUGCCUUCGUUGGGGCUAAUAAUCUACUUCUUGCAAGCUACCAGCAGUGUUUCGGGGACGAAUGUGCUAACCAGCAUAUUUCCUGGCAGUUCAUACCCCUUUCAGCUCCUAAUAUGGGGGGAGCGUGGGAACGGAUGGUUCGAACAGUGAAGACGGCGCUGAAAGCCAUGCUGGCAGAGCAAGUGCCCAAAGACGAGCUUCUAUGCACCGCUCUUCAUGAAACAGAAGCACUGGUGAACAGCAGACCGCUUACCCACGCAUCCAGCGAACCUCACGCUCCCGAAUGA
This is a messenger RNA of Ostrinia furnacalis (Asian corn borer), 981 nucleotides long. RefSeq lists its product as uncharacterized. The record is from RefSeq and is a predicted model, not a curated record. NCBI's taxonomy places the organism in Eukaryota, Metazoa, Arthropoda, Insecta, Lepidoptera, Crambidae. Gene Ontology annotation, molecular function: nucleic acid binding. Gene Ontology annotation, biological process: DNA integration. The coding region runs from base 1 to 981 and encodes 326 amino acids. The transcript is spliced from 2 exons.